Messenger RNA from Pantherophis guttatus, 2540 nucleotides. It is a transcript of the gene INIP, whose product is annotated as INTS3 and NABP interacting protein. Gene Ontology annotation, cellular component: nucleoplasm; nucleus; SOSS complex. Gene Ontology annotation, biological process: DNA repair. NCBI's taxonomy places the organism in Eukaryota, Metazoa, Chordata, Lepidosauria, Squamata, Colubridae. The record is from RefSeq and is a predicted model, not a curated record.
CGCACUCAUUGGGAAAUCCGGUCCGGAGGGAAGAUUCUAAACGGGGAGACGGCAGGAGAGUCCAUCUGGGCAGGUGGAGGGAGGGGGGGAAGAAUCUACCACGAAGUGAGAAGUGGACAAUGGCUCAGCAGCAUAGACGAUCUUGGUGUAAAUACAAAUGGUAGCUGCUUUUCAGAAAUUUAAGGGGGAAACAAAGAAGAUGACAUCAAACCCUUCUGGACAAGGCUUUCAGAAUAAAAACAGGGUUGCAAUCUUGGCUGAGCUAGACAAGGAGAAGAGAAAACUUCUGAUGCAAAACCAGUCUUCUACUAAUCACCCUGGAGCCAACAUCUCUUUGGCCAGGUCCUCCCUUAACAAGGAUUUUCGGGAUCACGCUGAGCAGCAGCACAUAGCAGCGCAGCAGAAAGCUGCUUUACAGCACGCUCAUGCACAUUCUUCAGGAUAUUUUAUAACACAAGACUCAGCCUUUGGGAAUCUUAUUCUUCCUGUAUUACCACGGCUAGAUGUAGAGUAAGAGAAAAUUCAUGAAACAGAAAAUACCUGGAUUCAUCUAAGCUGCUUUUUCAACUUUCAGGCAAUCAUUUGUGAGAAGAAGAACUGAAAACUGUUCAAAACGGUUUUGAUUUUGAAUUCCUGGUAUUUUGUUUUUGAGAGACAACAUAAAAUGUAUUCUGGAAAUUCCCUGCUUUUAUUUUCCUAUUACAUAUGUAUUGGCAUUUAUAAAGAACUUGUUUUCAUUUUCUAACACACAUGAAUAAGGCUUUAAAUCAGAAAAUUGAGGAGGGAGGGAAAUACAGUGUCUCCGUAACAGAAAGAUCUAUAACUCUUACUACCCAUUUGUUAAAUCGAUUAUGCAUACAUUUUACUGGUGAGAAUAGUUCUUAAUACCAUAAAGAGUAGAAUGUUGGGGUUUACAAAUUCAGUGAGAAAUAACCAUAUGCAUGGGACAAAUGUAUCAAAUAAAUUUAAUAUUUAACAUAACUGGUUAGUUGAACUCUUUUCAAAGGCUUCCAUCAUAAAACAGAAUCACCUGGAAAAAUAAACAAUCGCAACAGAAAGACAGGUGCAAAAAGAGUAUACGAUUCCCCAAACCAAGAUGAUUUCAUUUCAUGAGGUUUUGAUACUGUGAUCGCCAGGGACUUUCUAAAAGAUUAAAUUGAAAGUACAUAUUUUAAGACAAGAUUCAUCUAAUUGUAUGUAACUGGUGGUUGGCAGUGUUUCAUUUGUGCGAGUCUCAUAGCCAGAAUCUGGCAUUUUGUCUCCUUUCUUUUUCUUCCACGAAGGAAAACUUCAUGCACAAACAAGAUUGAGACUUCCAAGCGGACAGAUGGUCUUAGCAGUUGGAGCAAAUGCUACCUGCUGAAUUCCUGCUUAUCGUGUAGCUCUUAAGAAAAAAAACCGCACACUAAAGCAUACACUGGAGAUAAAUGGCAUCAUUCUGGUGUAAUUUUCUGUUUUAUCAUGAACGUUUGUUUGUUAUACACAAAGUUAGGACUACAUUUAUCUUAUCCAGCUUCUUGGCUUUUCAGCAUCUCCUCUUCUGGAUGUGCUGCCAGCAAUGGACAACAGCGAUCAGAAGUAGAUUCAUGGGAGACAAGGGACAGAUGUGCUAUUAUUGAAGCGCCUUCUGUUUCCUCAGCUAUAAGCGGAAACAACCGCUACCAAAAAUGUUGAUUAACAGGCACGCUCAAGUGAAUGUGCGACCGUUCUUAGGCUAGUAGCAUACAUUUGUACACCAAGGAUUCCUAAAUGUUUUGCCAUCACCUCUCCCUUUAGUGUAAUCUUAAUAUACACACCUCCAAAUCAACAAGGAAAACAAUACAAUGAAAUGUUGGGAAAGGUGGGCUUAUUGUAACAAUGUAACUAGAAAGUUCUUCACACCUGCCUUGGAGUCUGCAUCUCCCCAAGAAAGGUGCAAUUUACAGUUUGGGAAACCCUGAUGUACAAACUGGGUAGUUAAUAAUAUCUCGGAAGCCUCACCAGUUUCACAGAAUAAGCCAGCCAGACUAAGAAUUUGACAGAAUUUUAUCAUUCUUUGGCAUGGGAAUUUUGACGAAAGUCUCUUCCUAAGAAAUCCCAUUGUAAUUUGUUGAGAGCAUUUAUACUUCCUGUUCUUGAGUUUUCUAAUACCAAAUAUUUCAGUACUCUUGAGUAAGGACAGUCCCAAUUAUAAUUUGUGAUGUUUCCUUCCUCAAAUUAUUGCAUGGUUCUUCUUGAUGUUUCUUGCUAGUGCAGAUGAUGGAGAAAACUGCCUAAAGAGUGCCUAGAUGUAGCCACCUAAACUCUCUCUGACUGAGGCAGCAUACAGUUCAAUGAAUGAAUGACUACACAGUAUUAACAGUGGAUAUAAAAGGCCAAACACGCUUUUUAAAAUGCCAGGUUUCAAUAAUAAUCGUACUAUUUGUAAAAGUGAUCCAGUCAAUGUUUAUUACAAGUUAGUACAUAAAGUGGAUAUAGAAAGUCUACACCUUUGUUAAAAUGCCAGGUUUUUGAGAUGUAAAAAAAUCAGACCAAAAUAAAUCACUUCAGAAUUGUUUCUA